GGGCGCCGCGGCGCCCCGUCGCGAAGCGCUCGAGCAGGUGGGGGCGCAGCGCGGGGCUGCGCCGGAGCGCAGAGGGGCGGAGGCGGCCGCCACACCUAGGGCGCCCCGGAGCGCCCGGGGCUGGCGCGGGCGGAGCCGCCCGGAGGGCCGCGCGUGUCCCCGGCCUCGGCCCCGCCCCGCGCCGUCCAAUGAGAGCCCGCGGCCAGAGGGGCUGUCCGCACACUCUGCCCGCAGCCCCACUCCGCGCCGCCGACCCCCUGACACCGCACCCCGCACCCGGGCAGCGCGCCCCAGACCCCGAGCUCCGCGCGCCAUCGUCGGCUUCCGGACGCCGCUCCCUGCGCCCCUCUCCGGGACCCUGCGCCCCGGCUCCUGGACUCCAGGUGCCCCUAGUUCCCCAGGCGCCGGCGAGCCCUAUGGCCCCCCAAGGGGGUGAAGUAGGAGCAGCCUGAGUACCCGCAGCCGGUGCCCCGUCCACGCCCCCACCCCCCCGGGGCCGCGCGGCGGGAGUCUUCGGGGAGCUAUGCUGAGGCCGAGUGGUGCGGAGGAAGCCGCGCAGCUCCCCCCUCGGCGCGUCCGCGCCCCUGUCCCCGCGCCGGCGCCCAGACCCGCGGCCCCCGACGGUUCGCCGGCUUCGCCCCGCCUGAGUCUUGCCUGUCUUCUGCUGUUGCUGCUGCUGACUCUGCCGGCCCGCGUAGACACAUCCUGGUGGUACAUCGGGGCACUGGGGGCCCGAGUGAUCUGUGACAAUAUCCCUGGUCUGGUGAGCCGGCAGCGGCAGCUGUGCCAGCGUUACCCAGACAUCAUGCGCUCAGUGGGCGAGGGGGCCCGAGAAUGGAUCCGAGAGUGUCAACACCAGUUCCGCCACCACCGCUGGAACUGCACCACGCUGGACCGGGACCACACUGUCUUUGGCCGUGUCAUGCUCAGAAGUAGCCGGGAGGCAGCAUUUGUAUAUGCCAUCUCGUCAGCAGGGGUGGUCCACGCUAUCACUCGAGCCUGUAGCCAGGGUGAACUAAGUGUGUGCAGCUGUGACCCCUACACCCGUGGCCGACACCACGACCAACGUGGGGACUUUGACUGGGGUGGCUGUAGUGACAACAUCCACUAUGGUGUUCGCUUUGCCAAGGCCUUCGUGGAUGCCAAGGAGAAGAGGCUUAAGGAUGCUCGGGCCCUCAUGAACUUGCAUAACAACCGCUGUGGUCGCACGGCUGUGCGGCGGUUUCUGAAGCUGGAGUGUAAGUGCCAUGGCGUGAGUGGCUCCUGUACUCUGCGCACCUGCUGGCGUGCACUCUCAGACUUCCGCCGCACAGGUGAUUACCUACGGCGGCGUUAUGAUGGGGCUGUGCAGGUGACAGCCACGCAGGAUGGUGCCAACUUCACAGCAGCCCGCCAAGGCUAUCGCCGUGCCACCAGGACUGACCUUGUCUACUUUGACAACUCCCCAGACUACUGUGUCUUGGACAAGGCUGCAGGUUCCCUAGGCACUGCAGGCCGUGUCUGCAGCAAGACAUCCAAAGGGACAGAUGGUUGUGAAAUCAUGUGUUGCGGCCGAGGGUACGACACAACUCGAGUUACCCGAGUCACCCAGUGUGAGUGCAAAUUCCACUGGUGCUGUGCUGUGCGGUGCAAGGAGUGCAGAAACACUGUGGACGUCCAUACUUGCAAGGCCCCCAAGAAGGCAGAGUGGCUGGACCAGACCUGAACAUAUAGAUACCUCACUCAUCCCUCCACUUCAAAUCUCCUGACUCAAAAAAGCACAAGAUCUUUGCAUGCACACCUUCCUCCACCCUCAACCCUGGGCUGCUACAGCUUCUAUUUAAGGACUUGGAGAGUGAUCCAGAGGGACUCUCCUGUCCUGGCUGGUUCCUUAGCCCUGGGAAGGAGUUGACAGGGGAUGUAAGAAACUGAGCAGCUCCCUGACUCCCCCCUCUGGAGGUUGGAAGGGAGAGUGAAAGAGGUAGGGGUCUUCAGAGUGAUAUGAGUUGCACUAAAGCACAUGGUCAAGGCUCAUUUUUCCUUUCCCUUGCACUGGCUUCCUGAGACUUGUGUGUGCAAGAGGAAGGGUACUUGGAGAGAGCUUCUUUCUGUUCCUGCUUGGUUGAGGGUAGAUGGGACAGAGAUGAAACCACAUAUCUCUUCCCUGGGUCAGUUUGAGCAGACUGCCUGGUACCCCAAAAGAAACUCUCAGGCUACGACAUUCUUGCAUUAUCCAGAGCCUGGGAUUGCUAGACCAGGGUUAGCUAUAGUGGACAAAGUUCCAUUCACAUGUUCAUAUGUUUAUAAACUGCUGUGUUUUGUAGGAGAAAAAAUUAUAUAACUAUAUAAACAUACAUUCUCUUCCA
This is a messenger RNA of Equus caballus (horse), 2345 nucleotides long. RefSeq names its product Wnt family member 2B (gene WNT2B). Gene Ontology annotation, molecular function: frizzled binding; cytokine activity. Gene Ontology annotation, biological process: multicellular organism development; cell fate commitment; canonical Wnt signaling pathway. NCBI's taxonomy places the organism in Eukaryota, Metazoa, Chordata, Mammalia, Perissodactyla, Equidae. Gene Ontology annotation, cellular component: extracellular region. The record is from RefSeq and is a predicted model, not a curated record.